UGACCUUUGAGUUUACCUGAAGUGACGUUCUCAGCACUACUCAUUCUGCAGAGGAUGUAUUCUGGGAUUAUGGAGGAACAUAAAUUACAUUUGGAGAGCAAAAUAAGGAUUGCCUGAUUAGAAGAUGGAUGCUUCCACUCCAGCUCACACCAGUGCUGUCCAGACUAACAUCACAGCUCAGACAGGAGGAACUGUCUGUGCUCCGGUGCUUCAUGGAAAUCUAUUUCAAGGACAAGUUGUAUUUAAUUUACAUGGAGCUCAUGAAGCUUCCAGUGCUAACCCCAGCACAGCUCAAACUGGGAGCUCUGUUGCUUGUGCUGAACUCAGUGAAGACCUGAUCGCUAAGCAAAAACAAGAACACAAAUCCAAAUUGCAAAAGAAAUUCCAGAAAAUUAAUGAAGGACUUUCCAAGCAAGGAAACAUAACACAUCUAAAUGAGAUCUACAUAGAACUGUACAUCACAGAGGGUGGGAGUGGAGAGGUCAACAAUGAACAUGAGGUAAGACAGAUUGAAAUAUCCAGGAGACAGCCAACAGAGGAGACACCCAUCAAAUGCAAUGACAUCUUCAAACCAUCACCAGAACAAGACAAAGUCAUCCGAACUGUGCUCACAAGAGGAGUAGCUGGAAUUGGAAAAACAGUCUCUGUGCAGAAGUUUAUUCUGGACUGGAUUGAUGGAACAGCAAAUCAGGAUGUCACCUUCAUAUUUCCACUUCCUUUUAGGGAGCUGAAUUUGAUGAAGGGGAAGAAGCUCAGUCUGAUCGAUCUUCUUCAAUGCCUUUUCCCAGAAACAGAAAUACUAACAUUAAUUGACUAUGUUGAAAACAAAGUCAUAUUCAUCUUAGAUGGUCUGGAUGAAUAUCGACUUCCUCUAGAUUUCCAGAACAAUGAAAGCUUGUUUGAUGUGAGAGAGUCAACCUCAGUAGAUGUCCUGCUGACAAACCUCAUCAAGGGGAAUCUGCUGCAUCCUGCUCUUCUCUGGAUAACCACUCGACCAGCAGCAGCUAAUCAGAUCCCUUCUGAGUGUGUUGACCGGGUAACAGAGAUUCGAGGGUUCAGUGAUCCACAGAAAGAGGAAUACUUCAGGAAAAGGAUCAGUGAUCAGAGCAAUGCUGAAAAAAUCAUUACACACAUACAGUCAUCAAGAAGCCUCUACAUCAUGUGCUACAUACCGGUCUUCUGCUGGAUUUCAGCCACUGUUCUAGAGAGGGUGUUGGGUGAAACAGAGAGCAGACAGAUUCCCAAGACUCUGACACAACUGUUCACACAAUUCAUGAUCUUUCAAACUAAGCAUGGGAGUCAGAAGUACCAAGGAACAUGUGUGAUUGAUCCUCACCAGACUAGAGAGAGUAUUCUGGCACUGGGGAAACUGGCUUUCCAGCAGCUACAGAAAGGCAACCUGAUCUUUUAUGAGGAAGACAUCAGAGAAUGUGGCAUUAAUGUAAGAGAAAUGUCAGUGCACUCAGGAAUGUACACACAAAUUUUCAGAGAAGAAUUUGAGCUAGAUCAAGUGUUUACCUUUGUGCAUCUGAGCAUUCAGGAAUUUCUUGCAGCUUUGUAUGCAUUUCUCUCCUUCAUCCUCAACAAUGAAAAUAUCUUGAAACAAAAAGUCACUGGAAUCCAUGGUCUUUUCAGCAAAUCUAAUAUGACAACAUUUCUCAAGAAUGCUGUGCACCAAGCCUUACAGAGUGAGAAUGGACACCUGGAUCUUUUUCUCCGUUUCCUUCUGGGGCUCUCACUGGAGACCAAUCAGACUCUCUUACGAGGCUUACUGCCACAGACAGCAACCAGUUCUCAUAGCAUGAAUGAAGUAAUCAAGUACAUCAAGAGGAAGAUAAGGGAGAAUCCAUUUCCAGAGAAAUCCAUCAACCUUUUUCACUGUCUGAAUGAACUGAAUGAUCACUCUCUAGUACAGGAAGUACAAACAUACUUAAACACAAGAGGUAAUGGUCGUCUCAAUGGAGCUAAACUUUCUUCUGCUCAGUGGUCAGCUCUGGUGUUUGUAUUACUGAACUCAGAAGAGGAGUUGGAUGAGUUUAACCUGAGAAAAUAUAACAAAUCAGAUGAAUGUCUUCUGAGACUUCUGCCAGUGGUAAAAGCAUCCAGAAAAGCAGAGUUGUGUGAGUGUAAUCUCACAGAGAAAAGCUGUGCAACUCUGGCCUCAGCUCUCAGUUCAAACUCAAAUCUGAGAAAGUUGGACUUGAGUAAGAACAACCUGAAGGACUCAGGAGUCAAGCUGCUCUCUGCUAGCCUCAAGAGUCCAGAGUGUAAACUGCAAAUACUGAGGCUGGAAAGCUGCAGCUUUACAAGUGAAGGUUGGACUGUUCUGGUUAAGGCUCUGAAAUCAAACCCCUCAUCAUACCUGAGAGAGCUGAAUCUGAACAACAAUAAACCAGGAGAGUCAGGAGUAAAGGAGCUCUCUUAUCUGCUAGAGGAUCCUCGGUGUAAACUGGAGAAACUACAACUGUAUAACUGCAGUAUUACAGAGGAAGGCUGUGUUGCUCUGGUUACAUCUCUGAAGUCAAACCCUUCACACCUGAGAGAACUGAAUCUGAACUGGAAUAAUAUAAGUGACUUAGGAGUGAAGGAACUCUCUAAUCUACUGAAGGAUCCACAAUGUCAACUGGAAAAACUUCUGCUGGAAUGCUGCAGUAUUACAGAAGCAGGCUGUGAGGCUCUGGUCAAAGCUCUAGAAUCAAACCCUUCACACCUUAGAGAGCUGAAUCUAAAGUACAAUAAACUAGGAGAGGAAGGAGACAAGAAGCUCACUGAUCUGCUGGAGGAUCCCCACUAUAAACUAAAGAAACUAUUGCUAUGUAAUACGCUGCACCUGCAAGAACUAAAUCUGGCUGGCAAUAAACUAGGACACUCAGGAGUGAAGCAGUUGUCUGAUUUACUGGAGGAUCCACGAAGCAAACUUGAAAAACUACAGUUGACUAAUUGUGAUCUCACAGAGGAAAGCUGUGCAACUCUGGCCUCAGUUCUCGGCUCAGAGUCCUCAAUUCUGAAAUAUCUGGUUCUGAGUUUGAAUCAACUGGAGGAUUCAGGAGUGAAGCUGCUCUCUGCUGGACUUGAGAAUCCACACUGUAAACUGGAAACACUGAGGCUAUUUGACUGUAAUCUGACAGAGAAAAGCUGUGCAGUUCUGGCCUCAGUUCUCAGCUCAAACGCCUCAAGAUUGAGAGCGCUGAUUCUGAGUAACAAUAAACUGCAGAAUUCAGGAGUGAAGCUGCUUUCUGCUGGACUGGAGAAUCCACACUGUAAACUGGUGCACCUGGAUCUGUGUGAGUGUAAUCUCACCGAGAAAAGCUGUGCAGUUCUGGCCUCUGCUCUCAGCUCAAAGUUCUCAAGUUUGAGAUCGCUGGAUCUGGGUUUCAACGAACUGGAGGAUUCAGGAAUGAAGCUGCUCUCUGCUGCACUGGUGAAUCCACAAUGUAAACUAGAGACACUGAGGCUGUGUAGAUGUAGUCUUACAGAGGAAAGCUGUGCAGUUCUGGCCCCAGUUCUUAUAUCAAACUCUUCAAGUCUGAGAAAACUUAACUUGAGUGCUAAUAACCUGGAUGAUUCAGGAAUUAAGCUGCUUUCUGCUGCACUGGAGCAUCAAAACUGUAAACUGGAAGGACUGCGGCUGGCAUACUGUUUUUGUACAAAGAAAGGCUGUGCUGAUCUGGUUUUAGCUUUGAAACUAAACCCCUCACAUGUGAGAGAGCUAAAUCUGGGCCACAAUAAUAUAACAGACUUAGGAGUGAAGCUGCUUUCUGUUCUACUGGAGGAUCAACACUGUAAACUGGAGAAACUGAAGCUGUGGAAUUGUAAACUCACUGAGAAAAGCUGUGCAGUUCUGGCCUCAGCUCUCAGCUCAAACUUCACAUGUCUGAGAGAGCUGGACCUGAGUAGCAAUAUGCUGCAGGAUUCAGGAGUGAAGCUGCUUUCUGUUGGACUGGAAAAUCCAUACUGUAAACUGGAGACACUGAGGCUGUGCAAAUGUAAUCUUACAGCAGAAAGCUGUGCUGUUCUGGCCUCAGCUCUCAGUUCAAACUCAGGCCUGAGAGAGCUGGACCUGAGUAAGAAUGAACUGCAGGAUUCAGGAGUGAAGCUGCUCUGUGCUGGACUGGAAAAUCCACAUUGUAAACUGGAGAAGCUAGAGUUGGAAAAGAGCAGUAUCACAGAUGAAGGCUGUGCUGCUCUGGCUUCAGCUUUGAAAUUAAACCCCUCCUAUAUGAGAGAGCUGAAUCUGGACUGGAAUGAACUAGGAGAAUCAGGAGUGAAGGAGCUCUCUGAUCUACUAGAGGAUCCACAUUGUAAACUGGAGAAACUAGAAGUAUUCAAAGAAAAGCUUAGAUGUUUUAGUCAGAAGAUGGAAAGUUUCAGUCCAGCUCAUUCAACUUCAAUCCAGAAUAUCAUCACAGCUCAGACAGGAGGAAACAUCUGUGCUCCUGUCAUUGACGGAACUACUAUUCAAGGCGCACUGACUAUUAUAACUAACAUACAUGGGGCUCAGGAAGCUUCAACUUUCAGCAGCAGCGCACUUCAGGAUGUUAACUCUGCUCUCACUGAAGAAUCAAUCACUGCAUACAAACAACACCACAAGUCCAUACUGGAGAAGAAAUACAGCAGUUUUAAAGAAAGACUCUCAUAUCAUGGAAUCUCAACAUCUCUGAAUGAGAUCUACACGGAGCUCUACAUCACAGAGGGUGGGAGUGGAGAGGUCAACAAUGAACAUGAGGUAAGACAGAUUGAAACAACAUCCAGGAGAAAAACAACACAAGAGAGACCCAUCAAAUGCAACGACAUAUUCAAACCUUUACCAGGACAAGACAAACCCAUCAGAACUGUCCUGACAAGAGGAGUUGCUGGAAUUGGAAAAACAGUCUCUGUGCAGAAGUUCAUUCUGGACUGGGCUGAAGGGAAAGCAAAUCAGGAUAUCAGUUUCAUAUUUCCACUUCCUUUUAGGGAGCUGAAUUUAAUAAAGGAGAGAAAACUUAGUCUGUUGCAACUUCUUCAUCGCUUCUUUCCAGCAACCAAGGAAUUUCCAUUAGUAAACAGUGAUGCCUACAACAUCCUGUUAAUCUUUGAUGGUCUGGAUGAAUGUCAACUUCCUCUAGAUUUCCAAGACAAUGAAAUUUUGUCUGAUGUAACAGAAUCAAGCUCAGUAGAUGUUCUGCUGACAAACCUCAUCAAUGAGAAUCUGCUUCCUUCUGCUCUCCUCUGGAUAACAUCUCGACCAGCAGCAGCCAAUCAGAUCCCUCCUGAGUGGGUUGACCAGGUAACUGAGGUACGAGGAUUCAGUGACCCACAGAAAGAGGAAUACUUCAGGAAAAGGAUCAGUGAUCAGAGUCUUGCUGAAAAAAUCAUUACACACGUAAAGUCAACAAGAAGCCUCUACAUCAUGUGCCACAUACCGGUCUUCUGUUGGAUUUCAGCCACUGUUCUAGAAAGGAUGUUGAAUGAAAACAAAAACAUCCCCAAGACUCUGACUCAAAUGUUCACAUGUUUUCUAAAUUUUCAGAUAAAACACAAAGCCAAAAAGUACCAUAAAAGAUGCGACACUGAUCUAACUAGAGAGAAUAUUUUGGCAUUAGGAAAAUUGGCUUUCCAACAGCUGGAAAGAGGAAACCUAAUCUUCUAUGAGGAUGACUUGAGAGAAUGUGGCAUUGAUGUCAAUGAAGCAUCAGUGUACUCAGGAGUGUGCACCCAGAUCUUCAGAGAGGAGUUUGUGCUCCACCUGGAGAAGGUGUUCAGCUUUGUGCAUCUGAGUGUUCAGGAAUUUCUGGCUGCUUUAUUUGCAUUUCUUUCCUUCAUCUCUGACAACAGAAAUGUGCUCCUGGAGCAAGCCACUGGAUAUUUUGGUUUUGGACAAUUGGUUAGAAGGUCACAAAUAUCAGGCUUCCUCAACUGUGCAGUGGACAAGGCUUUAAAGUGUGAGAAUGGACACCUGGACCUUUUCCUCCGCUUCCUCCUGGGCCUCUCAUUGGAGUCCAAUCAGACUCUCUUACGAGGCCUACUGCCACAGACAGCAUGUGACUCUCACAGCAAAGACGAAACAGUGAAGUACAUCAAGGAAAAAAUCAGGGAGAAUGCCUCUCCAGAGAAAUCCAUCAACCUGUUCCACUGUCUGAAUGAACUGAAUGAUCAUUCUCUUGUGCAGGAAGUACAAAUGUACCUGAACAGAAGAGGCAAUAGUCGUCUAAGUGGAGCUAAUCUCUCUCCUGCUCAGUGGUCAGCUCUGGUGUUUGUGCUAUUGAACUCAGAACAAGAGCUGGAUGAAUUUGAUUUGAAUAAAUAUGACAAAUCAGAUGAAUGUCUUCUGAGACUGCUGCCAGUGGUCAAAGCAUCCAGAAAAGUCAUGUUGUGUGAGUGUAAUCUCACAGAGAAAAGCUGUUCAGCUCUGGCUGAAGCUCUCAGCUCAAACUCCUCAGGUCUGAGAAAACUGAAUCUCAGUAACAAUAAAUUGAAGGAUUCAGGAGUGGAGCUGCUCUCUGCUGGACUGGGGAAUCCACACUGUAAACUCGAGACAUUGAGGCUGCAGCGCUGCUGGAUUAGAGAAGAAGGUUUUGCUGCUCUGGCUAAAGCUCUGAAAUCAAACCCCUCACACCUGAGGGAGUUGGAGCUGAACUACAAUUAUCCAGGAUACUUGGGAGUGAAGGAGCUCGCUGCUCUACUGGAGGAUCCACACUGUAAACUGGAAAAACUACAGCUGUCUGACUGCAAUAUUACAGAGGAAGGUUCUGUAGUUUUGCUUAAAGCUCUGAAAUCAAACCCUUCACAUCUGAGAGAGCUGAACCUGAGUGACAAUGAAGUAGGAGAAUCAGCAGCAAAGGAGCUCUCUGAUCUACUAAAAGAUCCACACUGUAAAGUAGAGAAACUAGAGCUAUGUUACUGUAAUCUUACAGGGAAAAACUGCACACCUCUGGCCUCAGCUCUCAGAUCAAAUGUCUUAAAUCUGAUUGAGUUGGACCUGAGUAACAAUGAACUGCAGGAUUCAGGGAUAAAACUGCUCUCUGAUGCUCUGAAGAAUCCACACUGUAAACUGGAGAUGCUGGGGCUAGAAGUUUGCAGUAUUACAGCGGAAGGCUGUGUUGCUCUGGCUAAAGCUUUGAAAUCAAACCCCUCCCACCUAAAAGAGUUGAAUUUGAACUACAAUAAACCAGGAGAUUCAGGAGUGAAGGAGCUUUGUUGUCUACUGAAGGAUCCACACUGCAGACUGGAAAAACUACAGCUGGACAUUUGUUGUAUCACAGAGGAAGGCUGUGUUGCUCUCACUACAGCUUUGAAAUCAAACCCUUUAUCACACCUGAGAGAACUGAAUCUGAACUACAAUAAACCAGGAGAUUCAGGAGUGAAGGAACUCUUUCAUUUUCUGGGGCAUCCAUAUUGCAAACUGCAGAAACUUCUGCUCAAUGGCUGUAAUCUCACUCAGAAAAGCUGUGCAGCUCUGGCAUCAGCACUCAACUCAAACUCCUCAACUCUGAGAGAACUGGACCUGAGUAACAAUAAACUGCAGGAUUCAGGAGUGGAGCUGCUCUCUACUGGACUGGAGAAUCCACAGUGUAAACUGGAGAUACUGAGGUUAGUUAACUGUAAUAUUACAGAGAAAGGCUGCUAUUCUCUGCUUAAAGCUCUGAAAUCAAAUCCCCCACACCUGAGACAGCUGGAUCUGAACCACAAUGAAAUAGAAGAGUCAGGAAUGAUGCUGCUCUCUGAACUACUUAAGGACCCACACUGUUACCUGGAGAAACUAAUAGAAAAAGACUGUGAAUCUCAGGCCUCAUCUCUGAAACAACUGAGAGACCUAAAUCACUACUACAAAAAAACAGAAGAAAUAGGAGUGAAGAUGAGCCCUGAUCUACUGGAGGAUCUGAACUGCAAACUGAAGAAACGGUUUUGUGUCCCUUCAAACUCAAGAGAGCUAAAUUUAAAUUUUAAAAAAGUAAGAGACUCUGGAAUAAAGCUACUGUCUAGUCACCUGGAGGAUCCACAUUGCAAAGUGGAGAAGCUACUGUUGCGUUGGUGUAGUCUCACUGGGGAAAGCUGUGCAAUUCUGGCUUCAGUUCUCAGCAUGAACUCUUUAUGUCUGAGAGAACUGGACCUGAGUAACAAUAAACUGCAGGAUUCAGGAGUGCAGCUGCUCUCUGUUGGACUGGAAAAUCCACACUGUAAGCUGGCGAUACUGAGUAUGUGUGGUUGUAAUCUCACAGAAAAAUGCUGUGCAAUUCUGGCCUCAGUUCUCAGCUCAGCCUCCUCAAUUCUGAGUGAGUUGAACCUGAGUAGCAAUAAACUGCAGGAUUCAGGAGUGAAGCUGAUCUGUGCUGGACUGGAGAAUCCACACUGUAAACUGAAGACACUGAGGCUGAAAUAUUGCAGCAUUACAGAGGAAGGCUGUGCUGAUCUGUUUCAUGCUCUGAAAUCAAAUUCUUCAUCGCAACUAAGAGAGCUGAAUCUGAGCCUGAAUAAACCAGGAGAGUCAGGAGUGAAGCUGCUCUCUGUUCUAGUGGAGAAUCCACACUAUAAACUGGCAAAACUAGACAUCUGAAAACCACAUGCACACUCUAAGGAUAAUAAGGAGAGGACAACACUGUAUAGAACACACAGACAGUAUCUGAUUCUGCAGGGUAACCUGUUUGGGUCCUUAUUGGUCAAAUUUGUCAACACAACUGCAGCACAGGUCUUUGUGAUCUAACUAUGAUGUCUCUUGCUGUACACCAGUACCUGCAUCUCCAGCAACUUAUGAGCUAGUGCAACCCCAUGUUCUAGAGAGGUCCCACAUUGGUGUGUAGUAGAAAAAAUCUAAAAUCAAUGUAAAUGUUGAUAGAAUUUAAUAAACACUAACUCUAGAGGUCUGCACUGUAGCAUUGAGGCUGGAAAAGCAAUGCAAUUCAUCACGUGCUGGUCACAGUCUCUAACAUAAACAUGCACCCAGCAGACCUGAGACUGCAUUGUUUUGUCAGUACAAAGAACCUUAUGAAGAACAGACAAUUGUACUAAACUUUUUAAGUUCUUGUUCUCUAAUAGCCAUUAGAAUAUAGGUUUAGUCUAGCAGAAACAGAGUCGAUCUCAUAAUGAGAAUACACAUCUGGAUACAACUUGUUGAUUUUGUUAGUGGAUGGAAGUAAACAGGCAAAUGCACAGACUCCUCUAUGGGAGUUUAAGCCCCUGCCCCUUUUGCUUCAGGCUCUAACGGUGCCCUCUUGAUUGUACACACUGUUGUUCAGCCAAUACAUGACGAACAAAUGAACAAAUGAGGAAGGUGACAAGUAGAGGUUGUAGUAAAUACUUAAUUAUAAAUAUUUAUUAAAUAUCUUUAGAUCAAGCUAUUGUAUGAACUGUGUCAAGCUGUCAUGUAACAGCAUGCCAAUGCCCAGGAAGGAUCUGACCAAUGCACUCAAACACCUCCCAUCUGAAAGGAGAACCAAUAUGCCUUGAGGACCAUAUGUGACAGGGACUGGGUCUAAUUUCGGUCACCAACUUCUGAGUUGGAACUUUGGCUCCAGCCUUUCUACUGAUCCCAUUUUGAAUUCAGUCUGAUUCUUACUCUGUAGAAGAUGAGAUUAUGCAUUUCAACUUCUGGACUUAAAGUGUGCACUGGGUUUACUUCCACAGUCUGUUAUGAACAUGAUUAUAAAGCUUUUCUCUGCUUUUCUCACCAAUGUUGAUUUGUCUGAAAUACUGUAGAUAAGGUUGUUUCUAUUGUAUUUCAUGUUCCAUUGUGUGCUAACUAGUACUACUCUUGGAUUUAUUCAGAUCCUUUAAUACUACCGCCCUGUUUGACUUUACCUUUAGGUACGUGUGUUAUAUUUCUCAGAUUAUCUUGUUCCUUUGGUGUUUUUCUUUUUCUAUAUACAUCCUGCAUUACUCUGGGCUUUUUUACCAAUUGCUUUAUCAUUUUUUGUUAUUAUUAAAAUUAUAAUUAAAAUGUGCAUGUUUUACCCACCCUGCGAUG
Messenger RNA from Colossoma macropomum (tambaqui), 9940 nucleotides. RefSeq lists its product as uncharacterized. Bases 125 to 8533 code for a protein of 2802 amino acids. The transcript has 34 exons. Lineage: Eukaryota; Metazoa; Chordata; Actinopteri; Characiformes; Serrasalmidae. Gene Ontology annotation, molecular function: protein binding. The record is from RefSeq and is a predicted model, not a curated record.